This is a messenger RNA of Helicoverpa armigera (cotton bollworm), 2965 nucleotides long. RefSeq names its product fatty-acid amide hydrolase 2-A. Gene Ontology annotation, cellular component: endomembrane system. NCBI's taxonomy places the organism in Eukaryota, Metazoa, Arthropoda, Insecta, Lepidoptera, Noctuidae. The transcript has 12 exons. The record is from RefSeq and is a predicted model, not a curated record. Bases 295 to 1941 code for a protein of 548 amino acids.
CAAAUCAAAAACAAUUUACAUUCACGUAAAAUACUGGAUACUUUGUUUCCAGAAGUAUACCCAUGAAAGUUUGAAUGAUAGAACCACGAUCGCAUUAUUAUGUAAACAAGAAAUAUCUCUAUGAAGCUUAGAGAUAAAAUAGAAAGUUUUGCAUCUAAUAUGGCUAGCACCUUUCACAUCAUACCGCGACGCGUACAUACACGCCAGCGAAUUUGAAAUUAGAACUGAAUCUUUUUCAUUGUAGUUUCAAAAAACAAACGAGUUGUGUUAAUUAACAUAAUUUAUCAGAGAGCAAUGAGCAUAUCGAACGGCGAAAAAGCGAAUAAUAUCCAGCAUCAUAAAAAUAAACCGACAAAAAUAUUCCUCGGCAUGGCUACCAACAUGCUGAAACAUGCGUUCCUCAUCUUCCGAACGUACCUGGACAUGGUCAUCGACAUCAUCUAUGGAUAUUUCUGGGAGGGGACGAGGAAACCCUUACCGGAUUUGGAGAAGAAACAUGCCAUGUUAGCCGAGAGUGCUGUGGCCUUGGCUGCGAAGAUCAGGAAUAAGGAGUUGAAGUCUGAGGACCUGGUUAAGGCUUGCAUUGAAAGGAUUCAGCAAGUUAAUCCAAUAAUAAACGCGGUGACCGACGAGAGAUUUGAUGAUGCUCUGAAGGAGGCGCAAGAGGUAGACAAACUCAUUGAGUCUGGACUUACUGAUGAAUACUUCCAGAAGAAACCAUUUUUAGGCGUCCCAUUCACAACAAAGGAAAGCCAUGCAAUAUCAGGCCUGCUACAUACACUAGGCUUACUCGCCCGCCGCGACGUGCGGGCGCAUGAAGACGCCGAGUGUGUGCGACGCCUGCGCGAGGCCGGUGCCAUCCCUUUGGCAGUCACUAACGUGCCCGAGGUCAAUAAGUGGAUGGAGAGCCGUAACUACGUGUUCGGUCAGACGUGCAACCCGCACCACUCGGGGCGCACACCCGGCGGCUCCAGCGGCGGGGAGGCUGCUCUCUGUGCUGCACGGGCCACACCCAUCUCGCUAUGCUCGGAUAUCGGCGGCUCGACUCGCAUGCCUGCAUUCUUCUGCGGGCUGUACGCGCUCAAUCCUACUUCUGGACACACUAGCCUUAAAGGUUCAGCUCUCCGCACGGGCAAGGAGAAGUCGAUGGCAUCGAUAGGGUUCGUGAGCACGCACUGUUCUGAUCUUAUCCCGCUCACUAAGAUCAUUGUCGAUGCUGAGAAAGUACACGAAUUGAACUUAGAUCGAGUUGUUGAUGUUAAGAAACUUCGGUACUUCUACGUGGAGACGGCACAGGAUCUACGCGUCAGUCCCAUUUCACCCGAACUGCGGGCUGCUAUGAACAGAGCCAUAACAAAGCUAACAGAAGACGCGACAUCCACUCCUCACGUGCCAGUCCCCUACUACCAUCCCGGCUUCAACUACAUGUUCGUGCUGUGGCGCUACUGGAUGACGCACGAGGAAGAUGACUUCGCCUCACUGCUCACCAACGGACGAGGGGCUGCGAAGGCCUAUGCUGAACUGCCGAAGAAGCUAGUUGGCAUGUCGAACUUCACUCUCCCGGCUAUCAUGAAGCUGCUGGAUGACCAGGUGCUACCUCCCGUCAACAAGGACUGGGCUGAGAAACUUACUAACGAACUUAAAGAAGACUUGAUUAAAACCCUAGGCGAUGACGGAGUGCUAAUAUUCCCUAGUAGUCCAUCAGUGGCGCCGUAUCACUACUCGCCCAUCGUGAGGCCCUUCAACUUCGCCUACUGGGCGGUCAUUAACGCACUCAGAUUCCCCGCGGCACAGAUCCCGCUCGGCGUGAACAGCGACAAGGUUCCUCUCGGCAUACAAGUGGUCGCUGCUCCGAAACACGAGGCGCUCUGUGCUGCCGUCGCUCAGUACCUCGGCGAAGUCCUAGGGGGCUCCACUCUGCCUUGCAAGAUAUUAGACUAGACUACUAAGACGAAAUCUGAUAUUAAAUACUCAGAUUUGUACCCUGUUAAUCGCAUAUAAGGGAUUUUGUUGCUGGUUCUUUAACGGACACGGAGCAAAAAAAAUUAACCGCCGGCAAAAGUGCUUUUAGAAACCGGUUGAAGGUGAUUUUAAUAUAAGCUUCUCUGAUGGUUAUCAAUAGUGAAAUAACCCAGCAUAAGUAUAGUUUUGCUUACACAAUACAGUAUAUACUACUUAAUUCAUACUUAUGUUUAACAAUAUCAUAAGCAUUUUUAUAAAUCAACAUUCAAAGUUCACGCAUUUAUAAUUUAAGUAUGAUGUGAUAAGUAAUUUCCAGUUUUUUAUACUUCCAUAUAUUUGUUAUUUUAAAUGAUAUUUAUAUAUUUACAUUUAUUAUAAUAAAACUAUUCUAAUAUUUGUUAUUUUUGUAUGGUUCAUUUCUAGAAAAUGUUAUUAGAAAAAAAUAUAGUAUGUAUGAUUGUCUCACUUAAACAUAAAAGGGUUGUGGAAGUAUUCUAAUGGUGCUGGAAUUUUGGAACGACGAAAGUUACUAAUAUUGUUAUUAACUUUAAAAUGUGUAACGUUAAAUGCACAAAACCUCAGACAUUACAAAUGUUUUUUUAUUUAUGUUUAUUAAUUCAAUUGAACACAAUUUCUGAGAGAAGUCAGUAAUUCACAUCUUUCUUGCGACUGUAAAAACUAUUCAUUUUCAAUCAUGUUUUGCGCAUUUAAUGUUACACGUUUUUAAUAUUAAUGUGAUGUCUAUUCUUCUGUGAUGUCUUAUGAUUAUAAGUACAUAGGAACUUAUAUCAAUGUAAUAAGUAUAGGAAUUAUAUAUUGCAUUUUGUACACUUUUCAAUGUUUAUUUUUCAAUAGUAAUUAUUGCUAGCAGCUAUGUAUGCCUGGCAUACAUAUAGUUAUUUUGUAAUAAGUGAUUUUGAGACUGAUGUGUCAAUAUAUUUAAUGAAAUUGGUGGAGGCUGAGCUGAAUAACUUAUCCAAUAAAUAUAUUUUUGAUUACAAAA